Molecule: messenger RNA, 2466 nt
Organism: Boeremia exigua
Lineage: Eukaryota; Fungi; Ascomycota; Dothideomycetes; Pleosporales; Didymellaceae
Product: P-loop containing nucleoside triphosphate hydrolase protein
Exons: 3
Coding region: 55-2448 (797 amino acids)
Cellular component (GO): microtubule; membrane; cytoplasm
Molecular function (GO): GTPase activity; GTP binding; microtubule binding
Source: RefSeq, a predicted model, not a curated record
AUUUCCUCAAUUACAAUUCAUACCUCCAUCGUUUACCCCGAAAAACCAUACGAGAUGGUUGUUCACUCGUUCAACAACCGUGUUCUGGAUGAGCUUUGCUCGAAAGAUCAGCUAGAUCUUUUAGACUCAGUGGACCGUCUCCGCUCCCAGGGCAUCGAUCAUUACGUUUCUCUACCCCAAAUUAUCGUUUGUGGCGAUCAAUCCUCCGGCAAAAGUUCUGUACUCGAAGCCAUCUCAGGUGUCUCCUUCCCAGUCAAGAGCAACUUGUGCACUCGUUUUCCAACUGAAUUGGUGCUCCGAAAGACAUCACACGUAGGUGUUAUUGUCUCCAUUGUUCCGGACCAUUCUCACAAUGAAGCGGAGCGAAUCUCUCUCAACAACUUCCGUGAAACGCUUGACGGUUUCCACGCACUCCCAGAAUUGAUCGAUAACGCUAAAAGAGCAAUGGCUAUCGGAAGUUUUGGUCGCGCAUUUUCCAAGGAUCUCUUACGCAUCGAAAUCUCUGGUCCCGAUCGCCCUCAUCUCACGAUCGUUGACCUGCCUGGUCUAAUUCACUCUGAGACCAAACAGCAGUCCAUGGCCGAUGUUGAGUUGGUGCAGGAUGUAGUCAAGUCAUACAUGAAGGAACCUAGGAGUAUCAUCCUUGCCGUUGUCUCCGCGAAGAAUGAUUACGCCAAUCAGAUUGUGCUGAAGCUAGCUCGAUCUGCUGAUAAAACCGGAAUGCGUACGCUUGGAGUAAUCACAAAGCCUGACACUUUGAUCCCAGGCUCAGACAGUGAACACAUGUAUGUGUCUCUCGCUCAGAACCUUGACGUGGAGUUCCGUCUUGGGUGGCACAUUCUAAGAAACAUGGACUCUGAGACUGGAGCGUGGUCACUUCCUAAACGCGAUGGAGAGGAGAGACGAUUUUUCACGGAGGGCAUCUGGCGCACGCUCCCCGAGUCGAUCCUUGGCAUCGCGACUUUGAGAGAGCGAUUGAGUAGACUCCUCCUUGGCCAAAUCGCUGCGGAGCUUCCAGGACUUAUCGAAGAAAUUGAACUCAAGUCCAUCGCUUGCCGUACUCAGCUACAAAAGCUCGGCCUACCUCGAGCCAGCAUUGAGGAGCAACGCCAUUACCUACUCACCCUUAGCCAGACGUUCCAGUCUCUAAGCAAGGCUGCCACAGAUGGAACAUACAACAAUGACUUCUUCGGUGAAGCUAAAGCUGACAUUGGCUACCAGAAGCGCAUUCGCGCCGUUGUACAGAACCUCAAUCAGUCUUUUGCCGAAAUCAUGACGCGUGAAGGGCACCACUAUGCGAUCACCGACUACUCCGAUGAAGAUUCAGCGCCAGCCUACAACCCGAAAGUAAAGCAGUACACGCGAGUGCAAGUACUUGACCGUAUCGAAACCCUUAUGAAGCGCACUCGUGGCUGUGAGCUCCCCGGCACGUUUAAUCCGAUGAUUAUAUCGGAUCUUUUCCUCGAGCAAUCGUGUGCAUGGCAAGCGCUCGCUACAAGCCACAUUGAUCAAGUAGCGCAGGCGGUGACAAAAUUCCUGCAGCACCUCAUCUCACACAUUGCAGAUGCCUCCACCAGUGGCGUGCUGUUCCAGACCUUGGUCGAACCCGCGCUGGAGAGCGUCGUCAAGGAUGCAAAGCGCAAGACUACAGAUCUGCUCGCACCACACAAGUAUGGACAUCCGAUUACAUAUAACCACUACUUCACCGAGACCGUGCAGCAAGUCAAGAGAGAAAGGAGUAGAGUUGAGCUUACGCGUCUCAUAAAGAAGGUGUUUGGCGUGAAUUCGCUUGGUCCAUCCGCGCGAGAGGAGUACGCUAUCCGGGAUUACCACCCCUUGCUGAGUGCACUCAUGGAGCACAGUAACCCCGACAUGAACCAGUACGCAUGUUCUGAGGCUUUGGAUUGCAUGCAAGCUUACUACAAGGUCGCUUUCAAGCGCUUCGUUGACGACAUCGCCGUCGAGGCCAUCGAAACAAACCUCGUCGCCAAACUCAGCGACAUUUUUUCACCGAUCAAAGUCACAUAUCUCGCCGCUGAUGUCGUGACGAGUAUCGCAGGUGAAUCUGAGCAGAGCCGCCGCAAGCGCAAGCAGUUGACGAACCAGCUGGAUGUGCUGGUUCAGGGAUUGGAAACUUGCAAGAAAUUUGUUGUGGGUAACCUACACGAGACUGAUGGUCUGUCCGUGGUAGGCACUCGCGAUGUAGCGAUUCGAUCAGCAAGAUCAGAGUGCCAAGGUUUGUCGUCUCUCUCUCAUGGCACUGAGUUGGACGAGGCCGAUGGAAAUGGUUCACAAGACGAAGUUGUGUCCGCCGCCACAGCACCAGGAACAGAGGCAGCGCCGACACCUGAUGAAGAGGUAACUGCCGUUGACGAUUGGCAUCUUGAAGUGGUAACAGCAAAGAAAAAGAAAUCGAAGAAAGCGAUGAAAGCACUUUCCGAAAAUUGAAACUGCUUAUCAAAAUAG